Molecule: messenger RNA, 1419 nt
Organism: Sphenostylis stenocarpa
Lineage: Eukaryota; Viridiplantae; Streptophyta; Magnoliopsida; Fabales; Fabaceae
Source: the annotation of a GenBank genome assembly
AUGGAUUUGUUGUCUACAAAAGCCACAUGCAACUCUCAUGGCCAAGAUUCCUCAUACUUCCUAGGAUGGCAAGAAUACGAGAAGAACCCUUACGAUGAGAGUCUGAAUCCCGAAGGAAUUAUUCAGAUGGGUCUUGCUGAAAAUCAGCUCUCUUUCGAUCUCCUAGAGUUUUGGUUGGCUAAAAACCCUGACGUGGUGGGAUUCAAAAGCGAUGGCAAAUCGAUAUUCCGAGAGCUUGCUCUGUUCCAGGACUACCAUGGCCUCCCUUCCUUCAAGAAGGCAUUGGUAGACUUCAUGGCAGAGAUCAGAGGAAACAAAGUGACUUUUGAUCCCAACCACAUUGUUCUAACAGCUGGUGCCACGUCAGCAAAUGAGACCCUCAUGUUUUGCCUUGCUGAAAAAGGAGACGCCUUCCUCCUUCCCACUCCUUAUUACCCUGGAUUCGAUAGAGAUCUCAAGUGGAGAACUGAGGUGGAAAUCGUUACAAUACAUUGCACAAGCUCCAAUAACUUCCAAAUCACUGAAUCAGCUUUGCAACAAGCUUAUCAAGAGGCGAAGAAGCGCAACCUCAGAGUCAAAGGCGUGCUGGUGACAAACCCAUCCAAUCCACUAGGCACUACAAUGUCCCGGAGUGAAUUGAACCUUCUCGUUGACUUCAUCAAAGACAAAAACAUGCAUUUAAUAAGCGACGAGAUUUACUCAGGGACAGUUUACAACUCUCCAGGUUUCGUCAGCAUCAUGGAAAUCCUUAAGGAGAGAAAUGACCUUAACGAUUGUGCUGCCACAGUUUGGGACAGAGUUCACGUUGUGUAUAGUCUCUCCAAAGACUUGGGCUUACCAGGAUUACGUGUGGGCGCCAUCUAUUCUGAAAACGACGCCGUUGUGGCAGCUGCGACCAAAAUGUCAAGCUUUGGUUUGGUUUCCUCACAAACUCAGUACCUCCUCUCAGCCAUGCUGGGUGAUAAGAAAUUCACCAAAAACUACAUCUCUGAGAACCUUAAGAGGCUGAAACGACGUCAGAGAAGCCUCGUUUCAGGCCUUCAGAAAGCAGGCAUUAGUUGUCUUAAGACCAACAAUGCAGGCUUGUUUUGCUGGGUUGACAUGAGGCACCUUCUCCAUUCCAACACAUUCGAAGCUGAGAUGGAGCUUUGGAAGAAGAUACUCUACGAGGUUCGGUUAAACAUAUCCCCUGGCUCGUCCUGCCAUUGCACCGAACCUGGCUGGUUCCGGAUGUGUUUUGCUAACAUGUCCGAAGAAACUCUAAACCUAGCCAUGAAACGGUUGGAGACCUUCGUCCAAGAGUCAAAUCACGACAACGGGUGCACUAAGAAAAGAGUUCCGUCUUCAAGAAGAAAGUCACUCUCCAAUUGGGUUUUCCAGCUAUCAUCUCGCGAACACCGUGAGCAAGAAGAACGAUAG